This is a messenger RNA of Paramacrobiotus metropolitanus, 1175 nucleotides long. RefSeq lists its product as uncharacterized. Gene Ontology annotation, cellular component: extracellular region. The transcript has 5 exons. The record is from RefSeq and is a predicted model, not a curated record. NCBI's taxonomy places the organism in Eukaryota, Metazoa, Tardigrada, Eutardigrada, Parachela, Macrobiotidae. The coding region runs from base 256 to 876 and encodes 206 amino acids. Gene Ontology annotation, molecular function: chitin binding.
AAACCAAAUAACAAAAAGUAGAUCGAUGUGCUAAAAAUUCUUUUAGUACCUCAACGACCGCGAGGCUAAUUCAGCGACGCUGUAUUUUUAAAAGUCACUAACGAUUUCCGAAUAAAGCUUUAUUGCUGUUAAUUUACCUUUGGUUCUAGCGCUUUAGUGUACGGACGCAGUGUGUUGUUGGCAUCAUUUGAUCAUCGUUACUGCAAUACGCUGAUAUCGACUUGAUACAAAAUUAAUAUCAGACUAUCUGGCAACAUGAACUCUGCCAGUUAUCAUUAUUGGAUAUUAUCAGUAAUAUGUUUCUCGAUACUGAAAACUGUUAAAGGUCAACAGGAUCAACAGCAGUCAUCUGGAGCCUUCGCGCAGCUCGAUCAGCUUCGAGGUCGUACUGCUCUAAGCGCAGCGGAAAUUCGCACGCUGGUAGCCAACGCCAAGCCAAAUGUAACGUACCCGGCGUACAAAACCAUCCCCAAAACGUCCUUUACCUGCAAUAAUGUUAAGCAAGCUGGCUUCUACGCAGAUCCGGACACAGGCUGCCAAGCGUAUCGUCGCUGUGAACCAGGGAUGGCUAUGGCCUCCUAUUUAUGUCCAGCUGGAACGAUUUGGAACAAUAUUGCUCUUACGUGUGAUUAUUGGUGGAACGUUCAAUGCAGCAAAUCGGCCCAGUUCUUUGACUAUUCCAAUCCGCGCAUUUACCGCGGUCCCAACGUGCGCCUGCUGGAUGACAAUGGCAAUGGUGGUGGAUCGGGAAGCAGUGCCGGUGGAAGUUCGGUCCUGUCCGGCUCAUACGCUACUGUCAACUUGGAAUCCGCCUAUUCCAACUCAAACUCCGAUUCCUAUGCAUCUGACCAGGAACAAGACAGCAGCCAGCUAUAACAUUUCUGCUGAUUUUGAACCGACAAAUUUCCGCGAUUUAUUUUCUAUAACGAUACUGUAAUCAGUACUAAGAAUUACUUAUUAUUAUUGUCUUGUGCGUAAUCGUAAUGCUGUACCACCUGUGGUAGCAUUUAAUUACACAUGAAAAUGUGCAUUCGAAUCUGUGUUAGUGUUUGUAUUCAUCCAGACCAGACUCGAAAGUUGAAUUUCCGUUCUUUUUGCUUUGCGAGAACUCAGAAUUGCGAAUACCGUGGUGCAAAGGCCCACACAGAUUUAUACAUAACUGCAUAAGUGCAUAC